Messenger RNA from Selaginella moellendorffii, 2960 nucleotides. RefSeq names its product SH2 domain-containing protein A. NCBI's taxonomy places the organism in Eukaryota, Viridiplantae, Streptophyta, Lycopodiopsida, Selaginellales, Selaginellaceae. The record is from RefSeq and is a predicted model, not a curated record. Bases 418 to 2574 code for a protein of 718 amino acids. The transcript is spliced from 10 exons. Gene Ontology annotation, biological process: signal transduction; regulation of transcription by RNA polymerase II. Gene Ontology annotation, molecular function: RNA polymerase II cis-regulatory region sequence-specific DNA binding; DNA-binding transcription factor activity, RNA polymerase II-specific.
UGACGUGUUAGUCGACGUGGCAACCGAGGUGGACAGAUAAUUUUAAGUGGGCGUACGGAUUGACCGGUAAGUGCUUUGACAGGCUAACCGGCCACGAGCCCUAUUUCGUACGAAAUGAAGCAAACUGACAACCGGCUGAAUGGCGGCAGUGACCGGUCAUAAAACCAGAAUAGGUACGGCGGCGAGGAAGGUUGAGCUCUUUUUCCUGUGAAGGAUGAACUCUGCUGGCAACGCACACACACAGUCUUACUCAAGAUUUGUUCUUCCGCUACGAUGCGCUAGGGAUUGAAGCGCGGCGGCAUAGGAUCCGCGAUGCGGCUGGGAUGGAGCACAGAUUCCCGCUGUCGGAUCUGGAUUUCCUGGAUAUUUUCGUCGCCGGAUGACUAGUUCGUGCGAGACGGGGAGUAGCGCCUUCUCAUGGCCGUGAAACUGUCCAAAGCGUUCGCCGUGUUUGACAACGAUGAGUACUUACCUCUAGACGAUUUGCAAGUGACUUUAACUCGAGAGAACACCAGCGAGGAUGGCACUUACACGCUAUGUUUGUGGAUGUAUCUCUUGAAGAACAACAGACACCCCGGGGUUAUCAUCCGACAGUCUACUUCGAGUAUCCAAUCGCUUCCAUUUCUAUCACUCGACAACGAUUUACGGCUGGUUCUUCAUCCCUUGGUUCAAACCGAAUCAAGCGAGCUCGAUGUACUUGCUGAUCAAAGUUGUCCAGUUGAGAAAUGGGUGCACGUUGGGUGUGAGAUUGGACACAACAUUGCACGUCUACACAUUGAUGGCGUCGUAACUGGAGAGAAGGCAAUAAGCUUUCCAUCAUGUGACGAGACCGUAGAACCUGUUAAACUUAGUGGUGGAGACGGACAAAAUCGUGGCGGUUUUGUGCAAGCAUAUGCACAUCAUGUUUGUGUCCUUCCGCAACCAUCCGUGACCAAUCACUACGUAAAGAAUCCACCUCUGGAGCUGUCGCUUGAUGGCUCGACUGGAGGAUCCGAGGACCAUGAACUUGAAGAAGGAGGAGAUGGCGUAUGGAGCGUCGUUGGAGGCAAGGCAUCAUGUCGCAGAAAUUUUGCUCUUGAUGUGGUUUUGUUGGAUGCCUUGGGACGAGCUAUUCACAAAGAUAUAGAGCUUGUCGCGUCCCUUGUCUAUGCGGAUACGGGCUAUCUGGUUGAAAAGCCAAAAGAUGACGCAGAAGCGCCGCUUUUAACUACAUUCGAUGGAGUAGAAUUCCCAUCUACUGAGAGGCCUAUCAAACUAGUCCACGGUAGAGCUUCUUUUAAGCUAAAGAUUUCGCAGCUCUCCUCGAAAUGUGACAACCGACUGUUUCGUGUAUGCUUCGAGUCGCCAAACAUUCCAAAGUUUCCAUUUCUCAGAGUUUUCUCGCGGCCGAUCCGCUGCGUUUCGCGAAACAGAAAUAGUCGAACGCCUUCAGCACCCUGGAAGCGUUCCUUCGCAGCCGUUUACCCGGUCGAUGGCACCAACUUACCUUCAGCGGCAGAGGAUCGACCUGAAACAUUACGAGCGAAUGAAUCCAACGGCAUGGCCGCUCCGAAGUUCGCACCAAGCAAGGCGCCACGCAUUGGAGAUGAUAAGUUACCUUCACGGUUUCCGAUGCCGGCAGACAAAACGCCAGAAGGCUCAGUGAUAUCCAAAGGUGCCGACGGUCUUGUUGGAUCCCAAAGAAUGGCUCCUCCGCCAGCUCCUGCAACGUGCUCGCGGCCUGCUCCGGCUAGUGUAUACAAGGCAAUGGACAAGAAGCAACGUCCAGAAAGCCGCAAGAGCUUUCCGGCUUUCAUGAACAGCAGCUGUGGGGAGAAGGCAUUCUCGGACUACAUGGUAUUCAAGUACUGCUUAGAAACAAUUCACAGCCGAGCAGCAUUUCUGAGAGCACUCGUUGUGAGCAAAACCGAAGAAGAGCUUCAUGAAUUCGCCGGCCGAGUCUCUCAAUAUACCGGGUGCCAACAUAACGGGUAUCAAGUUUUGAUCGCAAAGAAGCUGCUACGAGAAGGAGAAGACAUUUGGAGGCAGGUUUCUCACGAUGGCUACUCAGCUCCAUGGCCAAGUUUGAUGAGCAAGCUGGAAGAGAGCUUCUACAACAUCUCUGGCCAGAGUAAAAGACGUUUCACCUCUAAGGACAUCGAAUUCAUCCAGCAGAACUGCGGGACUGGAAACGCGACGACAACGCGUGAGCAGUUCGACAGGUUGUGGCAAUGGCUUUAUCCCGUGGCGAUGACGGUGGCGACUCCACAGGUCCGCAAGACGUGGGAGAGCGUCACUCCCAAGUGGAUAGAAGGAAUGGUGUCUCGCAAGGAGGCCGAGGAGCUCUUGCGCGGCGUGGACGGAAUCCCAAAGACGGGCAGCUUUAUACUCCGUUUCGCGAGCUCUCGCAGCUGGCCUCACCCCGACGCUGGAGCUCUCGUUGCCAGCUACGUUACGGACGACUUGAGGAUCAAUCACAGGCUCCUCAACCUCGACACUAGAACCUGUGGCGAUGACACGGAUGGAAAGCAACAGCACCACUCUUUGUCCGAGCUGUUGGUGUUACAACCCGAGCUGGUUCGACCCCUGAGGUGAAAUUCACUCACACACUCGCGAAUGCGCUAGAGCAAGAACCUAAAGGUGGCGGCGCAAACUUAUUGCUCCAUAGCAUCGAAAGGAAGAAGUAAAUAACGCCAAAUCUACAGUAGGUACACAAAUUUGUGCCAAAGAUCUUGUGUUUUUUUUCCUUGAAAGAACUACACACAUCUGUUUUGUAAAAGAUCCAUGGAGACUUUGAGAGAAGUAAAAACGUGUUUACUGUUGUACGCACAGUACAACUUUGAAGCUUUGUUUUUUAUUUUUUACAGGAAUCAUAAGAAUCCUUCCUCAAAAAAAUUGUGCCACAAUUAUUCCUGAACAAUAAUAAGCCGCCGCGUAAUAACAAACAACUCUCGUCAAGGAAGAAAGAGAGAGAGAGAGAG